Closterium sp. Naga37s-1 is the source of this 1332-nucleotide messenger RNA. NCBI's taxonomy places the organism in Eukaryota, Viridiplantae, Streptophyta, Zygnematophyceae, Desmidiales, Closteriaceae. The record is from the annotation of a GenBank genome assembly.
AUGAAACGGCUUGAACCUAGUAGACUCUCUAAGACGUUUAAAGAUCCAUUAGGAUUCCCAGACUAUGCUGCUCCUCCAGCUCUCAAGGACGCAGGGAUGGCUGCCAUUGCUUCUGACGUGAACCAAUACGACUACAACACAUCUCUAGCAGAACUCGUGGCACGCACCUUCUCAGAAGCUUCUGGCAUUCCAGUGGACCCAGACACGGAGGUCGUGCUCAGCUCCGGCCAGACCUGCGCAUUUGCCUCAGCAUGCCUGGCAGUGUUCCAACCUGGUGAUGACGUCAUCCUGUUCGACCCUGCCUUUGAGGCGUAUCACGGGGCCAUUCUGAUCGCUGGUGCUAACCCGGUGUACGUGCCUCUCUCUCCUCCUCAUUGGUCCAUCGACUUCACCCGUCUCGCAGCCGCCCUCACUCCACGCACCAAAGGCAUCAUUCUCAACAGUCCGUGCAACCCCACCGGCCGUGUGUUCUCACACACGGAGCUCUCCAAACUAGCAGAGUUCUGUUGCCAUCACGACCUGCUCGCAAUCACAGAUGAGGUGUACAGUGCUUUCACCUAUGGCAGCAGUGGCGCCGAGCGCCAUGUGUCGCUCGCUCAUUGGCCGGGCAUGAAGCAGCGCUGCAUCGUCACCUCGUCUGUGUCAAAAACGUUCCACGUCACUGGUUGGCGGGUGGGGUGGGCCAUAGCCCCAGCGCCCAUCGCAGCAGCCAUCAGCACCAUCAGUGCCAAGCUCAUCGACACUCCUCCAGCCCCCUUCCAGGAAGCUUCUCGUGCUGCACUGUGCCUUCCGCCAUCCUACUACACUCAAUUGAGAGAGGACUACACACACAAGCGGGACACAGCAGUGGCCAUGCUGCUGGAAGCGCGGCUGGAGGUGCCUCUUGUUCCGGAGGGGUCUGUGUUUGUCUUCGCCCGCAUUCCCGAGCGAUGGGGUGUUGAUGAUCUUCACUUCUGCAGGCGAGUGAUCGAAGAAUGCGGAGUGGCCUUCGUCCCAGGUCGAAUAUUCUUCCACCCCACCCACUCCACCUCACCUGGAAAUCCACCUGAUAGUUCACCUGACCAACAACCUGAGCACUCACUUGACAACCGAAUCCAGCACCAACCUGAUCAGCCACGUGGCGUCCUAUCAGCCGUUGGAUCUAUCCCUAGCGAUGCAGCCCGUGAGGAGGGGUGUGACGAUGGCGCUGACGAGCAUGCAGAGGCAAGGACCAAUCUGGUCGUGCCACCUCAGCAUCGGUAUGUCCGCGUGGCGUUCUGCAAGAGCAUGGAGACGCUGCAAGCGGCUCGAUUAGCGCUACAGCACAUGCAGGGGAUGUUUGGUUUGUCUUAG